Trichoderma atroviride IMI 206040 is the source of this 603-nucleotide messenger RNA. RefSeq lists its product as uncharacterized. The record is from RefSeq and is a predicted model, not a curated record. NCBI's taxonomy places the organism in Eukaryota, Fungi, Ascomycota, Sordariomycetes, Hypocreales, Hypocreaceae. Gene Ontology annotation, molecular function: acyltransferase activity, transferring groups other than amino-acyl groups.
ACUCCCCGCCUCCUAAUCCGCGCACCACGCCUCUCCGACGUCCCUGUCCUGCACGUGCUCCGCACCGAGCACGAAGUCAUGAAGCACUCCCUGAAAGGCGUCGACAAGACCCUAGAAGACACCGUCCGGAGCCUGGACGACGCGCUGCCCCCCAACGACACCAAAAUGUACCACUUCCUCAUCUUCGAGCGGGACACGGGCGAGCUGGUCGGCAAAGGCGGCAUGCACAGCCUCUCCAGCAAGCACUUUGGGUGGCCAGAAGUCGGCUACUCCUUCAAGCAGGCGGCGUGGGGGAAGGGAUACGCGACCGAGUUCUUGAGCGGCUUCAUCGACAACUGGUGGAGUUUGCCUCGCAAAGAGACUGAGCUUGAGGUUGAUCCGAGGAGUGUAGAUUUCGAGGCCGGCAGCAGCAGCCCGACCAUUGGCGAGCGUCUCACGGCCCUGGCAGACGUGAAGAAUGUAGGGAGCGUCAAGGUGUUGGAGAAGACCAGGUUUAGCAAGUUCUCGGAAUGGACGGGGAUUGAUAACCGUGCAGCUUCCAUGGGCCAGGAGAUUACCCUGGCUGGAUUCUCGAUGGCAGCCCCGUUGAAGGACAGCAGCUGA